Molecule: messenger RNA, 826 nt
Organism: Saprolegnia diclina VS20
Lineage: Eukaryota; Oomycota; Saprolegniomycetes; Saprolegniales; Saprolegniaceae
Exons: 1
Coding region: 85-753 (222 amino acids)
Molecular function (GO): protein binding
Source: RefSeq, a predicted model, not a curated record
GACAAAUUUCCCGCCAACGCAGCUGUUGCGCACGCACCAAUUCCUCAGCAGCUCAGAAAUCAAUCGCCGCAACCGACCACAAUCAUGGCACGUCGACUCUCGGACCCGUUCCCGACCCAGCGCUCGGACGAUGACUUUUACUCGAGUGAUAUCGCGUACGACUGGUGCGGCGAGGCCUUGGAGCUGGAGCGCACGCGGCCGUCGACCGGCCUCCUUCACCUGAUUUGGACAAAUGGCCGUCUCGGCAUCACCUUUGGCACGGACGCGUACACCGGGGCGGUCGUCGUCAAGCGCGUGUCGCCCGACGGCUUUGCGGCGCAGUCGAGUGUGUACCCCGGGUGCCGCCUCGAGUCGGUCAACGGCGUCGACGUGACGGCGGCCAACUACGACGAGACGAUGCUGCUGCUUGCGACGGGCGCCGACUCGGGCAAGCCGCAGCGCCUCUUCUUCAGCCCGCGCCCGGCGCCGCUCUUUAUGCGCAGCGUUUCCCCGACGAGUGCGUUGGCGGUCGCCGGCGUCUCGACCAACCAUGCGCUCGCCUCCAUCAACGGCACGGACACCACGUACAUGAGCAUGGAGGACGCCGAGUUUGUCCUGCGCGAAUCCGAAAAGCCGUGCACGCUGCACUUUGCGUGCGUCCAACGGCCGGUGGUUCGAUCCCGCGCACGCUCCAGCGGGUCCCCCACCUCAAUCUCGAGCUCGUCGUCGCUGGUCGCUGCUCUCCUCGUCAGCGUUGCGCUCUGCUCCACGUAGUAAUCAACGGCGCGUUUGAUAUCUACAAAACCCUCUCUGUAACCCAAACAAGUUGUCUUUUUAAAUAGUACUA